GGAGUAUUUCCGUUGCAGUCGUAAUUUCUGGAUGUAUAUAUUUGACGACUUCGACGCUGCGAGCUGCCGUUAAUCAGUGCGCUCUUUUCUCUCCGAUCGAAUUUCUCAAAGCUUGAUGAACUGCGAAGUAUGCCAACUCAAAGAACUCGAUGUUGAGCACUUUGAGAUACGCGAAGUUCUUCGUUUUUCCUGCAAUCAGAAAGGGCUGUGGUGCCAAGCAGUUUGUAAUUUAAUGAAGUUGAUUGCAGGCAUUUUGCACACUAUUUUGUUCCACAGAGCUUUAGGGCUUGUGCGCCCAAAAGACAUUGAUUUGGAACUUUUCGAGAUUACAUAUGUGCAAUGUGGUGAUGUUGAACUUGAGAGGAAGAUAGAUGAGAAGAUUGACCAAUUCCUAGACAGGGUGGAGAAGCACCCGAAUAAGAAAAAUCAGAUAUGUUUGUCCUUCUAUGAGGUAAAAAACAAACAGCCUACAUGGUUCACUAAUAAAGUUGAACGCCUCUACUGGGAACAGUGGUACAUAAACUUGAAUGUGGCACAGCAUCAGAAAGGACAUUCUGGAAAGUCCACCUCUUCCAAAAUAGUAGUCGAUCCUGAAGCCGAGGAAAGGACUGUUCGCCGUGCGGCACUAGAAGCUUCACUUCGUGAUGUUCUGUUCCAGAUAAUUAGAUUUGUGAAUGAAAAGAAGGAUCACAUUCCUCCAAUACCAAACCUUGAAGGCGUUUCAUUCCCCUAUGAAAUUACUAUCUCAAGUUCGUCAGAUUCUGCAUUUGGAAUGGAAAUGUUCAAGAGGAUGCUCCAAACCGGGCAUCCUACGAUGCUCAGCUGACUAGCGAGUAGCGAGGCCCUCUGGCUGCUAUAUUUCAUCUCCAGCUCUCCGUUAUGCACUUGUAAUGCAUAUGCUGCCUGUGAAUAUUUUAUGCUAAAUUAUGUAAAUUGAGCUUUAAUUUACAGCCAAUUAUAUGAGUUUAUGUACUUGGAAUGAAUAUGCUGUGAAUAUAUUGUAUGGAGCUCUAAUUUACUGCCACAUCGAAUUUGGUGCUCUAUGGAAGCACGACGAUUUUGUACAUACCAAUUAUGAAAUUCUUUUAACUAUUCUUUA
Molecule: messenger RNA, 1099 nt
Organism: Salvia hispanica
Lineage: Eukaryota; Viridiplantae; Streptophyta; Magnoliopsida; Lamiales; Lamiaceae
Product: autophagy-related protein 101-like
Biological process (GO): autophagosome assembly; autophagy
Cellular component (GO): phagophore assembly site; Atg1/ULK1 kinase complex
Molecular function (GO): protein kinase binding
Source: RefSeq, a predicted model, not a curated record